Nematolebias whitei (Rio pearlfish) is the source of this 1086-nucleotide messenger RNA. Its product is annotated as C-X-C chemokine receptor type 2-like. Gene Ontology annotation, molecular function: C-X-C chemokine receptor activity. Bases 1 to 1086 code for a protein of 361 amino acids. Gene Ontology annotation, biological process: immune response; G protein-coupled receptor signaling pathway; neutrophil chemotaxis. NCBI's taxonomy places the organism in Eukaryota, Metazoa, Chordata, Actinopteri, Cyprinodontiformes, Rivulidae. Gene Ontology annotation, cellular component: membrane. The record is from RefSeq and is a predicted model, not a curated record. The transcript has a single exon.
AUGUCCAUCAUCUUUAUACCUGACGAGAACUUCUUUGACGAGAACUACAUUGGCGAGAACUCCAUUGGCGAGAACUCCACGCUUCCGUACGUCGUGGAUCCAAACACGUUGCCAUGUGACCCCAAAAGCCUGGAGCCCACAGUGGCGCUCGUCCUGUGUCUCAUCCUCGUAGCCAACUUCUUGCUGGCGGUUCCAGGAAACGUGCUGGUGGGGUGGGUCAUCGUCAGCAGCAGGCACGUUCUGACCUCCUCAGAUGUCUACUUGUUCCACCUGACGAUCGCGGACGGCCUGCUGGCUCUGACGCUCCCGUUCUUCGCUGUAGGGCUGAUCCGAGAAUGGCUCUUUGGUGAUUUCAUGUGCAAGUUCCUGAGUCUCGUCAUGGAAGCCAACUUCUACACCAGCAUCAUCUUCCUGGCCUGCAUCAGCGUCGACCGCUACCUCGUGAUCGUGUGCGCCAAUGAGGUUGACCGGAGCGACCGGCGGAGGAGCAGCAGGUUCCUCUGUGCAGCAGUUUGGGCCCUCGGCUGGACCCUGGCUCUGUCUGCGCUCUUUAACCACGUGCAGAAGUUCGGUGAAUCUGAGAGGUUGAUUUGCACGGAAAGCUUUGACCUCGGCAGGGCCACCAGCUGGAGGCUCGCCACCCGGGGGUUCCGACACAUCUUUGGCUUUUUGGUCCCUCUGGUGAUCAUGAUCGUCUGCUACGGCAUCACCGUCGUACGGCUGAUGAACACUCGGGGCUUCCAGAAGCACAAGGCCAUGAGAGUGAUCAUCGCCGUGGUGAUCGCGUUCCUGCUCUUCUGGACGCCGUACCAAAUAACCAUGAUGGUGAACACGCUGAUCGGGGCCAAGCUGAUCCAGUUCGACUGCAGCCGGAGGACGUCUGUGAGGUUAGCGCUGAACGUGACCAACGCUCUGGCUCUGCUCCACAGCUGCAUCAACCCGUUGCUGUACGCCUUCGUGGGGGAGAAGUUCAGGAAGAAAAUGAUGCUGCUCCUGCACAGGAGGCUCCGGCAGGAGAGGAGGUCCGGGUCCACGUUCAGCAGGUCCACGUCUCAGACCUCAGAGGGAGCUGGGACUUUCCUCUGA